Archocentrus centrarchus (flier cichlid) is the source of this 4161-nucleotide messenger RNA. It is a transcript of the gene ankrd34a, whose product is annotated as ankyrin repeat domain 34A. Bases 385 to 1974 code for a protein of 529 amino acids. Lineage: Eukaryota; Metazoa; Chordata; Actinopteri; Cichliformes; Cichlidae. The record is from RefSeq and is a predicted model, not a curated record. Gene Ontology annotation, molecular function: protein binding. The transcript has 3 exons.
GAUCGAUCGGGUUACUGAUCAGGUUCAUUUCUAACUGAAUCAUUAAAAAAAUUUUAAGUGUCCGGUUGUGCCGUGGGGUGGGGUGGGGGGAUCCGCUGUGAGCAGCUCAGACUGAGGAGGAAGAGGAGGAGGAAGACGUAGAGCAGGAGGAGGAGCGGCUCCGUCAGUCCAUCGGUAAACAGCAACGGUCGGUUGGUCGGUGGGUGACGGAGUCAGACGGUCGGUGAGCCGACGGAGGAUACACUUCUAUACAAUCAGACCAGAGGAGUAGCCCCCUGCUGGACAUCAGAGAGAAUGCAGGUCAUGUGACAUAUCACAGAGGAUGGACAGUCAGUGUUAAGCCAGCAUCCUGUGGGCAGGAGGUCUGAGGAGAGGUGAGGGAUCAUGGGUGAUGGAGGACCUCUGCAGUCUGAGGGGAAUGCCCUCCUCAAAGCUGUCUUCCAGGGGAAGCUGAGGCUGACCCGCCUGCUGCUGGAGGGUGGUGCCUACAUCAAUGAGGGCAAUGAGCGUGGAGAGACGCCUAUCUCUGCUGCCUGCUUAGCAACCUACGAUGACCCACAGUUGCGGCAGAGGAUGGUGAGGUACCUCCUGGAGAAAGGAGCUGACCCCAACAUCCCCGACAAGAGUGGCCGGACGGCGCUGAUGCAUGCCUGUGCGGAACAGGCAGGGAAGGAGGUGGUGUCACUGCUGCUGGAGAAUGGAGCCGAUCCCAGCCUCAAAGAUUACUCUGGUUCCUCUGCCCUCGUCCAUGCCAUCAACAAGGGGGACCGCGACACCCUGCAGGUGCUGCUGGAUGCCUGCAAGGCCAAGGGCAAGGAGGUGAUCAUCAUCACCACCGACACAUCUCCAUCAGGCACGAAGAAGACCAAACAGUACCUCAACUCCCCGCCGUCCCCAGGCAUUGUGGACAAACUGACUCCAGCCUGUAUGUCACCCUCUGAGGUGGAGAUUGGCACCUCCUCACCUGCAGGAGAUGAGGAGGGGAUCUUCAGCUUCAAACUCACCUCAGCAUUACCUUUACCAUCAGCUCGACCUCCAGGUGAGAAGAGACCGCCACCCCGCAAGCUGCUGAAACGUCUGAACUCAGAGCCAUGGGGUCUGGUGGCACCCUCGGUGCUGAGUGGGGUUCCCCAGGAUCGGGUGGAUGGCGAUCUGGAGGAGGAGGGCAGCGGUGACCUAAACAAGACGAUCACAGAGAUGAAUGGACUGUCAAUCACAGAACCAGUGAGACCUCUGCUGUCACGACGUCACAGCAUCGAGACGCAUGACCCCUGUUCCCCCAAACUCAUUGACCGGUCUUGCUCUGAGGAUUGUGCAGCGCUGUCUGGUCCAUCAUGGGCUGACAAAGUCCAGCAGCACCAGAUCCUCUACCGCAGGAACACUGCUCCAGAGUCCCAGGAGAAUGCUGGAGGACCUGGGGCAGUUGUGACCCGAGCCCUGGCUCACCCCAAACUGACACGGAUGGAGCACUACGAGUCAGAUACCCACCUUUGCCCAGAGUCAGUCCCCGGAUCACCAGACUCUGGGAGAGUGUCUGUAGAGCGGAGGAGAUACAACGCCUCCCCCUUGUCCCUGGUCACUAGCUCAUCCAAGGAGUCUCUGGAGAACAUCCCUAACUCAGUGUCCCCCAUUACCAUGCGCCGCCGCGGCCCAGGGCUCUUGGAGCGCCGGGGCUCUGGGACCCUGCUGCUAGACCACAUCUCCCACACCAGGCCUGGCUUCCUGCCUCCACUCAACAUCAACCCCCAGAGACCCAUCCCUGACAUCCGGGCCAAUGGGAAACCCACCUCCCCCAUCCACUCUGGACACAAGAUCCUGGUCCCGGUGGCCCCAGCCUCACCCAAACGUGGCCCUGACUUCAAGAUGAAGAAGAAGCUGAUGAGGAGACAUUCGAUGCAGACAGAGCAGAUGAAGCAGCUCUCCACCUUCCAGGAAAUUCUGGCAGAGAAAGUCAUUGAGUCCAAUGGGGAUUGAUGACAGAGGGUGAUGGAGUAAACCAAAGGGUAGCUGCAGAGACUCAUCAGGGUGGUGAUUUACUGUGAAGCUUCUCCAUUAGAUCAUCACUGAUGAACUUGAAUUAAAACCAUGGCGUGGUCUUUAAGGAGAGCUGCACUAACAAGGACUCAAUUCACCUUAGAGGAGUUCAGGUUUAAUUUAGGUUUAGUUUAUUAUUGUGUGAUACUCUUUGAGGUCAGUAUGAGUUUAAUUCAAGCCAACAUGAAAUUUAAUCGACAUAUGCAGUUAGAUUUCAAAGAGGGCCCUGAAGUCUGACUGGAAGCUGCAGAAAUGUACACAUUACAAAACAGCCUAAUCUUGCAGAUGACCUUCCACACAUAAGAUCAUAUUCUCAGGAUUCAGAUUAUUCUGAGAAUAUGAGGAUUUCAUUGACAUGUCUGUGCAGGUUCUCAGUCAUGCAGGUCAUGGUAGUCUUGACCUGAAGGCAACUAGACUUCUUUUUAGGUUCUUGAAGAAGCCUUUCUGAUAAGAGGUGAAGUGCCUUCAAGAACCUAAAAAAGAAGUCCAAUUGCCUUCGGGUCAAACACUGGUAUAUAAGAAUUUAUAGGUAUAUACAAUGUCUACAUGUAAAUGCAGCAUUUGGGCUGUGAGAUGCAUCUCUGCUGCUGCCAUCUUGCUCAGGGACUUUGACUUUGGGCUCUGAGCUGUUCUCCUAGAAAAUACCAGACUUGCUGCUUUCAACAUUUUAAUUAAAUGAUUGUCAAACUGAAGAAACAGAACAUCUUUCAACAUGUGAGAAGGUAUUUUAUCUGCUGCUCUGAAAGUGUUUGAUUUCCUGUAUGAAAAUGAGUCAUGCUACUUUUAAUGUGACUUUUAAUGUGUUCAGUGACACUAAGUCACAUGAAGCUCACAGUAAAUUAAUUUAUCAGGACUGUAACCACAGGUAGUCCUAAAUGAGACUUUUAAUGAUCUCAACAUUUUAGUGUGAAACCUGCAUUUUAAGCUGAACUAAGUAUUCUUGAUCAUAAAUAGAGUUCUGGUAUCUUUAACAAACCAAACUGCUCGACAAUCAGUUUGAAUUGUGAGAACUUUCCAUCAUGUGUAUCUGCAUCUGCCUCAUUCAUGAGGAGGCCCGGCUCCCCCUGACCAACAUGGCCACUGCACUAACAGCAGCGACCAAUGAGGCAUCUAAUAUACACGAACAAAAAUUCUCAGAUUUAUACUUAAACUCAGCAUAAAGAUUCUUCAGAGUGUCUGCAUGCAUUCAGUUCCUAAUAAACCUUGUUAAGCAACUUCUAAGAAUUCCAUCUGUAUGUGACACACCUGUGAUCACCUGUGUGACAACUCCUGGCUGUGGCUGCUUCUCAUAUGGUGCAUGCUGAUCUCACUGGGUCUGCAGAGGCAUAAAACCUUAAUGUUGACUAUUCUGGAACUAAAAAGCACUCAUAUUUAACUUCUUUAUGAGUCAAACAACAUGGAGAAGUACUUUGAGAAAUACUUCAACCUUUCCAUACGCAGUAAAGCUGGCACCACCACAGCUGUGAAUCUGACUGUGGGCCAUAGAUUUGAUACAGUGUUUCAUGUCUUCCAGUAACAUCAUGGUUACUUCUUCCUAGUGUGGCAAACAGAAAAUUACUUCCAUAUUUGAAAUAAAGAACUUUAAUUAAAAUUUCCUGUUGCAUCGUUUCAUCACAAACUGCAGUACUACUACAUGACCAGCAGGAGAUGCACCAAUCAUUUCCAUGCCAAAGGAAAUUUUGAUGAACUGCUUCACAUUACUGAAAUAACCCAGUAACCCAGAGAUUUUUAACAUAGUUACUCAUACACAGAUGUAAUUGAUUUCCAGCGUGUGGCCUCAGAAAAUGGGUUUCACUGUUAAGGCUUUCUCAGCGGGUUGAAGUUGAAACUUGCGGGUGCAGCUCUCCUCACUUUCAUUUCAUUGUCUGGAUGUUUACGCACAGGAAGCUCUUUAGCUUCUCCUGAACUCCUCCUCCUCUCAUCAAUUCAGACCUGAACUGACCUAAAGCAAAAUGAUCAGACUCCUUUGAUGUUUACAGAUGCACAAUUUGCACUGAGAUUGUUUCCAUUUUCCUCCCCCUGUCAGAUGGAGACAUGAACGUCCUGCUGCAAACUCAUUGUCAUUCAUGAAGCUGACAUAUUAUUUAUAAGCUCCUGUUUGAUUGAAGAUGUAUAAAACUACCUACU